AUAUAUUCAAACAUGCAUACUUUUUAAAACUAAUGUUUUAUAAGCAAUUUUCAUGCUUGAUAAGGGCUAGUAUAUUAUUCACAAUUGGUGUUCUAACAUCAUUAAUAUUAAAUCUUCUUCAAGUACAAAGAAAUAUCACUAUAUUUCCAAAAGGCUCAAAUUCAAAUUUACUUUACACCGUUUGGUGGGUUCCUCCUUCAUGUGGGCUUGUUGCAGUCAUAGUUGGUUUGUUGUACCCAUUUCUUGAUGAAAUAUUUGGCGAAAAAUUAAUGCACACAAGAGAAUGGUCAAGUAUAAUGAGAUGUGUAGCAGUAUUUUUUGGAAUAAAUCAUGCUAGUGUGAAAAUUGAUUUCGCCAACAACAUGCAAUUUUCCCUGACAUUAGCCGCUCUUUCGGUAGGACUUUGGUGGCUUUUUGACAGGUCCAGGAUCGGUUUUUUAUUGGGACUCGUGAUAGCUUUCAUAACUACGCUCAUCUGUCAGCUGUUGGUGUACAACGGGAUAUACGAGUACACAGAACCCGAUUUCAUAUACGUUCGUUCCUGGUUACCCUGCAUAUUCUUUUCGGGUGCGGUCACCAUCGGUAACAUCGGUAGACAACUGGCCAUGUGCGAUUCCGAAGAGUAUGACAAAGAUGGCGACGAUUAAGAUCGGGAAGGAAAAAAAAAUGAAUGAAUAUUAUUAAUUUUUUUUUUUGAUAGAUAUAAAUAAAUUAUAUAUUUUUUUUUUACAAAUUUAGAUACAUAGUAUAUUAUAAAUAA
Molecule: messenger RNA, 760 nt
Organism: Gordionus sp. m RMFG-2023
Lineage: Eukaryota; Metazoa; Nematomorpha; Gordioida; Chordodea; Parachordodidae
Product: insulin-induced gene 1 protein-like
Exons: 5
Coding region: 33-647 (204 amino acids)
Biological process (GO): sterol biosynthetic process
Cellular component (GO): endoplasmic reticulum
Source: RefSeq, a predicted model, not a curated record